AUGGCAGAAUUAAGGGAGAAGUUUACCGCUGCAUUCAGAGAUGUUCGAACUAAAAGGAUACAGUAUUACCUGGAUGAAUCAAGUCAAGUUGUCCCAGGCAAACUUACCGAGUUAGAAUGGAAGGAUUACUGUCCUGAUGUUUUCAGAAAUAUUCAAGAGAUGAACAGUGUUAAUCAUGCUGAUUACAUGAUGUUGCUUUGUGCAAAUAACAUCCUAAGGGAGGUCUCUUUACCAGGAAAAGCUGGUCGUGUGUUUGUUUUGUCAACUAAUGACCACAUUGUGAUAAAAACCCUUAAGAAAUCCGAACUGAAGGUAAUCUUGGAUGCCCUUCCAAACUACUAUUUCCAUAUGAUGAAAUAUCCAUCUUCUGUAAUCCUCACAUUGUAUGGACUUCACUCCGUAAGACAAGUUGGAGGUCUUAAGGUUUACUUUGUUGUUUUUGCAAAUCCUAUUCCACUAGACAUGAACAUACAUGACGUUUAUAAUCUCAAAGGCUCAUCAAAAGGACGAACAGUCCAAAAACAAGUAAUUGAAGAGUAUACCAUACAUAAGGAUGCCGAUUUUGAUUAUUGUUUUUACAUAAAGCCAUCAAUCCGAGAAAGAUUCCUAGCGCAAAUCAAGUCUGAUUGUGAAUUUUUAGAGGAAGAGGGCAUAAUUGAAUACAGUCUUUUGAUUGGUUUAUCGAUGCAAACUCCAUUUCAAGGUUCACUUAAUGGCAGAAGUUUCCAUUGCGUGAGUACAGGCUGCAGCAGUUCUACAGAUACAGUUGAUAGCAGAAGUUCAAACAGUGACACUAACUCUAUUUCCUCUUUACUAGAAUUUGAGAAUACUCGAUUGAGUUCUGUCAUUUGCCAAGUUCCUGAUAGUGGAGAAUUCAAAUUUGGGUCAGCAAUGCCAGCACGUGCUGUCCGGAAAAGAAUGCCAGAAACUGAAAAUGCCAAAGAACCAGAAAGCAUCAAAGUUGUAUUAUAUUUUGCGGUAGUUGAUAUCUAUCAGAGGUACACUAUGAUAAAGCGCUUUGAGCAUCUUUACAAGUCAUUACACCAUGAUCCAAAGUUAAUCUCUGCUGUAAAUUGCAAAGACUAUUCUUCUCGCUUCCAAAACUAUCUUGAACAAAUAUUUCUGCCAGAAAACUCAGAUUCUUAAACUUG
Hevea brasiliensis (rubber tree) is the source of this 1151-nucleotide messenger RNA. RefSeq names its product putative phosphatidylinositol 4-phosphate 5-kinase 11. Gene Ontology annotation, molecular function: phosphatidylinositol kinase activity. The record is from RefSeq and is a predicted model, not a curated record. Gene Ontology annotation, biological process: phosphatidylinositol metabolic process. The transcript is spliced from 7 exons. Lineage: Eukaryota; Viridiplantae; Streptophyta; Magnoliopsida; Malpighiales; Euphorbiaceae. The coding region runs from base 1 to 1146 and encodes 381 amino acids.